Ipomoea nil (Japanese morning glory) is the source of this 862-nucleotide messenger RNA. RefSeq lists its product as uncharacterized. The transcript is spliced from 4 exons. Lineage: Eukaryota; Viridiplantae; Streptophyta; Magnoliopsida; Solanales; Convolvulaceae. The record is from RefSeq and is a predicted model, not a curated record. The coding region runs from base 139 to 633 and encodes 164 amino acids.
AUACGACGUCGUUCAAUCUCAAUUCUAUUUCCUACCCAUCACUCGGUCACUCUGCAGCUUUGCCUUCUCGCAUCUUGUUAGUCGUCUUCUCCUCCGCGGUCGACUGUUCCAUUUCGCCGAGGCAACCCGAGAGUAGAAAUGAAGCUAAAGGUGGUUUGCCGGAAAGUAUAUGAUUAUGUCCGAUAUGACCUGAAGGAAAUUGCAUUCCCUUCAUCUUUACCUGACCCCCCUCAUAUCAAAAAGCGCGGGAAACUAACUUGGAAGGAGCGUUACCUUGUGUUGAAGGAAGCUUCAAGGCUUUAUGCUGCAAGCUGGGUAAGGGACAUUGGCCCUGAACUCCGACCUAAUGACUACAAAAAGGAGCAAUAUGAUGAAGACAUGCCUCAUGAAGAAAAUGGUACAACUAAGGAGAAGGAACCCUCAACAUUGGAGGACCUAGCUGUGGCUGCAAGAGGUGGAAUGGAAACUCUUAGGCCUGCCCUGCAGCGGGUUUAUAUGACUAGAGCGUCAGCAUACAGAGAUGCCCUCAAAAGCUUCAUUGAAGGAUAUCAAGAAGGUAUUCAACAAGUCAUGGAGAAGAAGGAAGAAGCUAAUAAAUCUCAAGAAGAAAAGGAUGUUGGUAAAGGACCAUAAAACGUUUCGGUUGUCACAGGUUAUGUGUAUUGAUGUUUCAAAUAAUUGUAUAUGCUAGGAGGACUGUACUGUGUGGUGAUCAACAUUAUAUGCAGGCUAAUGGAAUUUGGUGAAGUGAGUUAGGUGAAGUUUACUUGUUUUUUCUAGCUUCUCAACUUCCAAAAGGAAGCUAGAAAUAAGCUUGAGAGAUUGUAAACAAAAUUUACUCAAAAAUUUCUGUUUCUUGCUA